Parnassius apollo (apollo) is the source of this 558-nucleotide messenger RNA. The record is from the annotation of a GenBank genome assembly. Lineage: Eukaryota; Metazoa; Arthropoda; Insecta; Lepidoptera; Papilionidae.
AUGGAGAAUCGGAAAGCUGUAGGACCGGACGAGGUGCCAAUUGAAGCGUGGAAAGCGCUGGGGGCUCGUGGUGUGUGCAUUCUUACUAACCUUUAUAACAGAAUCCUGAGCGACCGAAUGAUGCCCGAUCAGCAGCGGCUUAGUAUAAUAACGUCGAUCCACAAGUGUAAAGGGUCCGUUCAGGAUUGCAAACUACCGCAGCCUUGGCUGCUUAUGUACGCUGAUGAUAUCGCACUGGUAUAUGGGGACAAAGCACGGUUCACAAGACGCGUGCACGCAUGGAGGGAGGCGCUUGAGAACGGCGGGCUGAAGCUAAACGUGACGAAGACGGAGUAUAUGGCCUGCAACAGCACAGAUCUGACGUCUCUCCGUAUAGGUGACGACAACGUCGAGCGCACGGACAACUUCAGGUACCUCGGAUCUGUGCUUAAUGCGUCCGGGAACAUCGAUCGCAACAUCAAGGCCCGUAUAUCAGCGGCCUGGGCGAAAUGGCGCGAGGUGACGGGUGUCAUUUGUAACCCCAAAAUGCCGGUCAAGCUGAAGGGACAGAUUACAUAG